AUGCAGCUGCCAGCCCCCUUUGAUAUGUGGAAGGACUAUUUGAAUCUGAACAAGAUCCUGUGGGAGGUGAUCUCUGGCCAAGGGGGCCCCGGGGGUGGGGAGAGGGGCCGGCAGGAGGCCGAGGCUCUGCAGUCGAGGCAGGUGGCCGCCGGGGGGCCUCUCUGCAACUUCUGCAAGCACAACGGAGAGUCCCGGCACGUGUACACCUCCCACCUGUUGAAGACCCCCGAGGGGAUAGUGGUGUGCCCCAUCCUUCGCCAUUACGUCUGCCCGCUGUGUGGAGCCACUGGGGGGCUGGCCCACACCCUCAAGUACUGCCCGCUCAAUGGGGGCCAGCAGUCCCUGUACCGUCGAAGCGGGCGAAACUCGGCUGGGAGAAAGGUCAAGCGGUGA
Molecule: messenger RNA, 393 nt
Organism: Gracilinanus agilis (Agile Gracile Mouse Opossum)
Lineage: Eukaryota; Metazoa; Chordata; Mammalia; Didelphimorphia; Didelphidae
Gene: NANOS2
Product: nanos C2HC-type zinc finger 2
Exons: 1
Coding region: 1-393 (130 amino acids)
Biological process (GO): oogenesis; negative regulation of translation
Cellular component (GO): perinuclear region of cytoplasm
Molecular function (GO): zinc ion binding; mRNA binding
Source: RefSeq, a predicted model, not a curated record